Eurypyga helias (sunbittern) is the source of this 2091-nucleotide messenger RNA. RefSeq names its product protein-glutamine gamma-glutamyltransferase 6-like. Gene Ontology annotation, molecular function: protein-glutamine gamma-glutamyltransferase activity. Bases 1 to 2091 code for a protein of 696 amino acids. The transcript is spliced from 13 exons. The record is from RefSeq and is a predicted model, not a curated record. NCBI's taxonomy places the organism in Eukaryota, Metazoa, Chordata, Aves, Eurypygiformes, Eurypygidae. Gene Ontology annotation, biological process: peptide cross-linking.
AUGGCAGAUCUGACACCAACACACAUCAGCUGGCAGCCCUCGGCAAACGCAGGCACCCACCACACCGACAGAUAUGGCAGCACGGAGAUGGUGGUGAGGCGAGGACAGGCCUUCGCUAUUACCCUGUACUUCAACCGGCCGCCGCAGCCUGGGGAGAGCCUCGCCUUUGUCGUUGAAACUGGACCAUCCCCCUCUGAGUCUCACCGCACGAAGGCAGCGUUUAACCUCUCAGAGGUGGGGGCCAACGGCUGGAGUGCUGCCCAAGGACCCAGUGAGUCCGGUUACGUGAGCUUCUCUAUAUCCAGCCCAGCCAAUGCCGUCAUCGGACGAUACAAUCUCAUCCUCCAAGUGACCUCAGGGAAUAAGAUCUUCUCCAGAUUUCUGGGGCAGUUUGUGCUACUCUUCAAUCCCUGGUGCCCAGGUGACGAUGUCUACAUGGCUAAUGAAAACGAGAGGCACGAGUAUGUUCUAAACGAGAAUGGAAUAAUCUUUGUGGGCAACGCAAAGUACAUUGAAGCAAGAGGAUGGUACUACGGACAGUUUCAGGAUCAACUUCUAAACAUCUGUCUCACCAUGCUUGAUCUGAGCCUGUACUAUCGUCAGGACUCAGCCAUUGAUGUAUCCCGAAGAGGAGACCCUAAAUAUGUGGGCCGAGUAAUCAGUUCUAUGAUCAAUGGAAAUGAUAAUGAUAACGGAGUUCUCCUGGGAAAGUGGCAAGGAAGCUUCCAUUCACAUGAGAACCCAUCCCGCUGGGACGGCAGCGUGGUUAUCCUCCAGAAGUGGCGCCAGGACAACUACAAGCCUGUUCAGUAUGGCCAGUGCUGGGUUUUCGCAGGCGUGAUGUGUACAGUUCUGAGGUGCUUGGGGAUUCCAACUCGUCUGGUUUCAAAUUUCAACUCUGCCCACGAUGUGGAUAGAAACCUGAGUAUUGACAAGUACUACGACAGCUCGGGGAAGAGUCUUAAUAUCGGCAAGGAUUCCACAUGGGAUUAUCACGUCUGGAACGAAAGCUGGUUCGUUCGCCCAGACCUGGGAACAUCGUACAACGGGUGGCAGGUUUUAGAUGCGACCCCACAGGAGCAAAGCAAAGGAUUAUUUCAAUGUGGCCCUGCAUCUGUCACAGCCAUCAAAGAAGGUGAUGUAGACUUGGAUUACGACACUUUAUUUGUAUAUACGGAGGUGAAUGCUGACUGCAACAGAUGGAUUGUAUACAACGACGGAACUAAGAAAAGAGUUUAUUGUGAUACGGAGAUAAUUGGCAGGUUUAUCAGCACCAAAGCUGUGGGCAGCAACUCCCGUGUGGAUGUCACCUGUAAUUACAAAUAUCCAGAAGGUUCUUCUGAGGAACGAAGAGUUUAUAAAAAGGCUUUGGCCAAGAUAUUUGGAUCAUACAUCACAGAAGGACAUGCAGAAUCUCCAAAUGAAAGAUCCUCAGAGACAGUCAGAAACCCUGGGAUCUCUGGGAAAUUCAAGCUGACGGAACCUGCGGUGUUUGGCAAAGACAUUACCCUGACCCUAAUCCUCAAUAACCUAGCUUUUGACCACAAAACCGUGAAGGUGGACAUGAGUGCAUCAACCGUCCUGUACACCAGGAGAGCAGUGGCAGAGAUCCUGAAGGCAACCACUUCCGUGGAUCUUGGUUCUAAACAAGAGAAACAUAUCCGGUUGAAGAUCCCUUAUUCUUACUACGGAAACCAUCUGACAACUGACAAGAGGAUCCAAGUUACUGCUUUGUGUGAAGUCAUGCACACACAUGGGGGGAAGCUGCUGGUGGAGAAGACAAUCGUUUUAGAGGACACCAACAUCAUCAUCAAGAUCCCGCGGCGGGUGGUGGUGAACAAAGCCGUCACUCUGGAGAUCUCCUACGCCAACCCCCUCCCGGAACCAGUGAACCGCUGUGUCCUGCUGGUGACCCUGAUGAACCAGCAGGUCAAGAUACAUCUGGCCCGACUGGCUCCGAGGGAGAGAUCAAAGAUCUAUUUUGAGUUCACGCCUCGCAGGACUGGGCCCUUACAGCUGCAAGUGGACUUCUCCUGUGACAAGUUUUCGCACGUGAAGGGAUUCGUAACCAUCACGGUAGCACCAGCAUAA